This is a messenger RNA of Camellia sinensis, 996 nucleotides long. The record is from RefSeq and is a predicted model, not a curated record. NCBI's taxonomy places the organism in Eukaryota, Viridiplantae, Streptophyta, Magnoliopsida, Ericales, Theaceae.
AUGACCAGGGCUAGACAAGCAAGUAUUCGUUCACAACAACAAUGGGAGGAAAGGCAACAAUUUAGACGAGGUGUUGCAAGUCAUAGAUCACAAUACAAUGCAGGUGGGAGUUCUGGUGCAAGGGGUAGUGGUCAAAGAAUGCCAAAAGGGUCAGGUAUUGUUAAUGUUUUUCGUCGAUCACAAUUCGUGCGUGAAACUGGUGAGAGUGGACGUAAUUGGAUUAAGCCCAAUGCUCCUGAAGCAAGGUUUAGGGCAAUGGAUGUAGAACUCCAAAAGAGCAAGAGUACAAAGCAGCGAAAAAUCUCUACAAUGAAUUUACAGAAGUUAAGAGAGAGACAGGCAGUGUCCAAGUUUAUGCUCUAUAAUUGUAUUCUAUUCAAUGCAGUUGAUUCAAAGUAUACACAACCCAUGCUUGAUGUUGUUGCUAAAGUAGGGCCAAAAGUAAAAGGUCCUAGUGCUUAUGAAGUUUCUGAAGUAUAUUUGGGCAUGGAGCAUAAUGAAUUGACAGAAUGGGUAGGAUCAUUCAAGGGAAUUUGGACAGAGAGAGGUGUAUCCAUCAUGUAUGAUGGUUGGAGCAGUCUAACUCGGCAACACAUCAUCAACUUCUUAGUGUAUUGCAAUAGAUGUACUAUAUUUCACAAAUCAAUUGAUGCCUCUAAUAUUAUUAGUAGGACUGCUGAAUAUUAUUUUGGGUUGUUAGAUAAAGUUGAUGAAAUUGGAGAACAAUAUGUUGUUCAAGUGGUAACUGAUAAUGAACCUGCACUAAAAGCUGCCGGUAAAAUGUUAAUGAGAAAAAGAAAUCAUUUAUAUUGGACAGCUUGUUCAACACAUUGUAUCGAUCUCAUGCUAAAAGACAUAGCCAAUAAGAAAAGUGUAGCAAAUGUGAUUGAAGAUGAUAAAACUAUCACCAAUUUCAUUUAUAAUAGUGGAUGGGUGUUGGAUUUAAUUAGAAAAUUCAUUGGAGAUAGAGAAUUGAUUCGACCUACCAUCACUUGA